Schizosaccharomyces osmophilus is the source of this 969-nucleotide messenger RNA. RefSeq names its product ERMES complex subunit, membrane tether and lipid transfer protein Mmm1 (gene mmm1). The record is from RefSeq and is a predicted model, not a curated record. Gene Ontology annotation, molecular function: lipid binding. Bases 1 to 969 code for a protein of 322 amino acids. Gene Ontology annotation, cellular component: endoplasmic reticulum; ERMES complex. The transcript is spliced from 3 exons. Gene Ontology annotation, biological process: phospholipid transport; mitochondrion organization. Lineage: Eukaryota; Fungi; Ascomycota; Schizosaccharomycetes; Schizosaccharomycetales; Schizosaccharomycetaceae.
AUGGGUCUUUUAAUACAGUGGUCCUUUACUCAGGGAUUCAUAUUAGGGCAAUUGUUAACGAUUUCGGUUAUUUAUGUAUUUCUUCGGUUUUUUUUAUUUUGUAAUCCACCACCGCAAGAUCUAGCCAAAGAAGAAGAAAAGAUUGAAGCAAUUAAAUCUCAACAAUCAAAAUCUUCUCCUAGUUCUCCCCCGAGUGUUGCCAAUGCUACUGACAGUGCUAGACAUUAUUUUCAAGAUACCCAUUCAACUUUGGAUUCCGAGUUUUUGGAUGCUCUUUACAAUGUUAACGAACAUGAACCUGAAUCACUAGAUUGGUUCAAUGUUUUGAUUGCUCAAGCUUUAACUCAGUUCCGACAUGAUGCAAGCUCGAACAAUGUUGCUUUGAGAAAAUUAGAAGCAGUUUUAAAUAAAGGUACUCAAGACAGAACAAUGGUUGAUCACAUCUACGUGAAAAACCUUUCAUUGGGUCGAGGAUUCCCUGUUUUUAGUCACUGCAGAGUUCUCCGUCGAGAGCAAGGAUCUUCUCAGCUACGAGCAGAAAUGUUAGUUUCCUUAAAUGAUAAUCUUACUUGUACAGUCGAAACGAAACUGCUACUGAAUUUCCCAAAACCUUCAUUUGCGACACUUCCUCUGUCUAUAACUAUAAGCAUGCGAAGAUUCGUUGGGAAGAUGAUGAUUCAUUUUUCUCCAAGCAAUGGAGCAGAUCAACCAGCUUAUUUUAAUUUCUCCUUCGAUCCUGAUUUUGUGAUCUCUUUAGAAGUCAAUUCCCUUAUAGGAGCUAGAUCGAAACUACAGGACAUCCCUAAAAUCACUCAAUUAAUUGACUCUCGUGUCCGUCAAUGGUUUAUUGCUCGUUGUGUUUCCCCUCAAUUUCAACAAAUCGCUAUACCAAACUUUUGGCCCACUUCCGCCAAAGAAGGCCAUGCACGCUCACAAACGACAAGUGCAGAUAUGCAUGGCAAUAUGUAA